AUGGUUUCUCAAGGUUUCUUGCCUUCUCGGUUCACGCUUGCUAGCGUCUUGAGCGCGUGUAGCAAGCUUUUGGAUGGUGUUACCGGUAUGAGAUGUCACGGGACUGCUGUUAAAACCGGUCUUGACAAGAACAUUUUUGUGGGCAAUGCGUUGUUGUCUAUGUACGCCAAGUGUGGGCUUAUGGUGGAUCAUGGUGUUAGGGUCUUUGAAUCUCUCUCUGGUCCUAAUGAAGUCUCUUUUACAGCGGUAAUCAACGGUUUAGCUCGGGAAGAUAAAGUAUUGGAGGCAGUUCACAUGUUCAGGUCGAUGCGUGAGAAAGGUGUCAAAGUGGAUUCUGUUUGCUUGUCUAACAUUCUCAGCAUCUCUGCUCCAAGAGAAGAAUGUGACAGCUCGAAUGAAACCUAUUGUAAUGUGAUGGGGAAACAGAUCCAUAGUCUCGCGUUAAGGCUUGGGCUCGAAGGAGAUCUUCAUCUGAACAAUUCGUUGCUCGAAGUAUAUGCAAAGAGUAAAGACAUGAAUGGUGCAGAGCUGGUUUUUGGUGAGAUGCCUGAAGUGAAUGUUGUCUCUUGGAACAUCAUGAUAGCUGGGUUUGGUCAGGAGUAUCGAAGUGACAAAUCAGUUGAAUAUCUAAAGAGAAUGAGAGAGUCGGGAUUUGAACCUAACGAAGUUACCUGUAUAAGUGUUAUUGGAGCGUGCUUCCGUUCAGGGGAUUUCGAAACCGGUCAGGGAAUAUUCAGUUGCAUGCCGCACCGGAGUGUUGUCGCAUGGAAUGCUUUGCUCUCUGGCUACUCCAAGUACGAACACUAUGAGGAAGCAAUAAACCAUUUCAGACAAAUGCAGUUUGAGAACCUGAAACCUGACAGAACCACUUUGAGUGUGAUACUAAGUUCAUGCGCGAAGUUGAGACUUCUGGAAGGAGGGAAACAGGUCCAUGGGGUAGCGAUAAGGACCAAUAUGUCUAAGAACAGUCACGUAGUUAGUGGCCUUAUUGCAGUGUACUCGGAAUGCGAGAAGAUGGAGAUCUCUGAAUGUAUCUUUGAUGAUUGUAUAGCCGAAUUGGAUAUCGCUUGUUGGAACUCGAUGAUCGCAGGUAGCUGUUCAAGGUUAUGUAGUUUACUCCAUGGAAGACAGUUUCAUGGCCAGGUAGUGAAGAGCGGAUAUGUAAGUGAUUCCUUUGUUGAAACCGCUCUUACCGAUAUGUACUGUAAGUGCGGUGAAAUAGAUUCGGCUCGGGAAAUCUUCGAUACCGUCUUGAUUAAAAACACUGUUCUUUGGAACGAGAUGAUACAUGGAGUUCGCAAGACUCCAGGGCGUAGCUGGAUAACAGAGAGCAAUAAUUGGACUCGGGACUGUCGCAAAUAG
Messenger RNA from Thlaspi arvense, 1362 nucleotides. The record is from the annotation of a GenBank genome assembly. Lineage: Eukaryota; Viridiplantae; Streptophyta; Magnoliopsida; Brassicales; Brassicaceae.